Messenger RNA from Danaus chrysippus (African queen), 1743 nucleotides. Lineage: Eukaryota; Metazoa; Arthropoda; Insecta; Lepidoptera; Nymphalidae. The record is from the annotation of a GenBank genome assembly.
AUGCCGCGGCGCCCAGGGGCGCGCCGCGCUCUCCGAGCGGCUGUCGCGGCCCACCAUCGCGGCGCGUCUGCCGCCCGCGCCCACCCCGCCCCGCGCACGCGCCCGGACACCCUCCCCCGCGCGCCCCUCACGCCCCGACGGACGCACACGCGCUCACCUUGUCCUGUCGUCCCGAUUCCGUCGAUCGAUUCCUUUAUAUCACAUACACAAACUAACCUUAAGGCAAUAGUUAUUGACGACAAAUAUGAAAUACAACAAGAAGCUGAUGUGGAAUUUGAUGUGGAUCUGCCAGAAUUUAGGACGGCAGGUGGAGUUCUACGAGGAGAGCAUGGGGAAGUUACCGCACCUCCGUUACUAUGGGUGAAAGCCCUAGACAUGGUUUUAGACAGACUUGUUGUCGCAGGAGUAGAUUUUUCAACCGUUGAAGCACUAUCAGGGGCUGCUCAGCAACAUGGCUCUGUGUGGUGGGCUAAAGGCGCUGAAACCAAGUUAGCAGCACUAUCACCAGAUGGGUUCUUGCAUACACAAUUAGCAACUGUAUUUGUGUGCGACUCACCAGUAUGGAUGGAUUCUAGCACCACCGCUGAUUGUAAAGCUUUAGAAGAAGCUAUUGGCGGCCCGGAGGAACUGGCAAAAAUCACCGGAUCAAGAGCCUACGAACGUUUCACUGGACCUCAAAUACGUAAAAUAUAUAAAAAUAAGCCGAGAGUGUACGGGGCUACUGAAAGAAUAUCUCUUGUAUCAUCAUUUGCUUGUUCCUUGUUUGUGGGAAAAAUAGCUCCUAUAGACCUCUCAGAUGGUUCCGGAAUGAAUCUACUUGAUAUUCAUACUAUGAAGUGGUGUGAUAAGGCUUUGGAGGCUUGUGGAGAUGAAACUUUAAAGCAAAAGCUCGACGAGCCUGUACCCUCGGCCACAGUGGUCGGUUCCAUAUCACCGUACUUCGUACAGAGAUAUGGUUUCAAACCUGACUGCAAGGUUGUAGCCUUCACGGGGGAUAACUGCUCUGCCUUAGCUGGUCUUCGCCUUCGUUCCGGGUGGGUGGGUCUUAGCCUGGGUACUAGUGACACUCUAUUACUUGGCCUGGAAGCACCCGGGGCUCCGGUGGCGGGCCACGUAUUGGUAGGGCCGACUAGUGCUCCAUACAUGGCAUUACUAUGUUUUGCCAACGGAUCUUUAACUCGACAAGCAGAGAGAGACCGUUUGUGUGGCCCCAGCUGGCCGGCCUUUGAUGAACUAUUAAGAAGUACUGUGAGAGGAAACAUGGGAUAUAUGGGUAUAUAUUACAACACAGCGGAGAUCCUCCCUCGAGCGCCAUCUCUCCGCGUGAUUCAAGACGCGGCCGGUCGUCCUUGUACACCGGCGCCACAAUACGAGGCGCGCGCUCUAUUAGAGGGACAGGCGCUAUCAGCUAGAAUACACGCUGAGGACGUUGGACUCGCUCUAGAGCGUAGUUCCCGCGUGGUGGCGACAGGCGGCGCCUCUGUCAACACGUCUCUGCUUCAGAUCUUCGCGGACGUGUUCAACACGCCCGUAUAUGUUCAGGAUCAACACGCGAACGCCGCUCUCCUCGGAGCAGCUAUCAGGGCCGCUGAGGUGUGGGCGAAGGAGACUAACACACAGCUUAGUGGUUCUGAGCUGACCGUCUCUCCGGUGGCGAAGCCCUAUCCUGACGCUGAGAACAUCUACUCACCAAUGUUACAACGCUACAGGAAAAUGCUUCAAGAAAUUCCCAAACUCAAGUGA